This is a messenger RNA of Gongylonema pulchrum, 375 nucleotides long. NCBI's taxonomy places the organism in Eukaryota, Metazoa, Nematoda, Chromadorea, Rhabditida, Gongylonematidae. The record is from the annotation of a GenBank genome assembly.
AUGAUGGACUUCGAGACAUUACUUGCCGAGGUCGGCGAUUUUGGUCCGUUUCAAAUUAUUCUAUUUUUCCUGAUAUGUUUACCGGCAAGUUUACCAUCAGCAUUUUCGGCUUUCAAUCAACCAUUCGUUGUGGGACAGCCAGCGCAUCGAUGCCGACUGCCAGAAGGCCGCGAGGAUCUGAAUCCGGAAGAAAUGAGCUGUCAGCAGUACAGUGCUGACGAAAUUGACUUCAUUUGGAAUUCUACUGCGGAUGUUGACAAUAUGCGGAAACUGUGGGGCAAUCUAAAACUAAUCCCAUGCCAGAUGGGCUGGAUCUACGACAAUAGCACUUAUAUCGACACACUAGUGACAGAAGUAAGUUCUAUUAAAACAUAA